AUGACUAAAUCUAAGCGGGAUGGAGGCUUAGGCUUUAGAGAAAUACAGAGUUUUAAUGACGCACUGCUGGCUAAAGUGAGCUGGAGGAUUUUAAAAUCACCAACAAGCCUCUUAGCACGCGUCCUGGCUGAGAAAUACUACCACAAUCAAGAUUUCCUCACUGUCAAUCCACCUGCUUCUUGCUCUCAUGGAUGGAGGGGUAUUCUAAUUGGGCAAGAUCUACUUAAAGGGCAUAUAGGAUGGGCUAUAGGAGACGGGAAAAGCGUACUGGCAUGGCAAGACUCUUGGCUCCUCUCGGAAGUAGGCGGAGUCCCAAUGGGACCUAUAACAGAGGAAGCCUCGAACAUGAAAGUCUCUGAUCUAUUCAAACACCAGUCAAGGGAAUGGGACACAGAGAAAGUCGACAAACACUUUCCACUAAUCUCCUCUUCUAUCAGAUCAAUUAUGCCAAGCAAAUGGGGUGGAGCAGACAAGAGAAUAUGGCUCAAUCAUGCCUCAGGAAACUAUUCUGCGAAGUCGGGUUACUAUAUUGCACUACAAAAGAAUAACUUAGCUACCCAGGCUAUGCAAGAACCUACUCAAGAAUGGAUCAAAGAGCUAUGGAAUGUUGAGAUGUCCCCUAAGCUAAAGCUCCUAAUCUGGAAAAUUCUACAUGGCGCUCUUCCUGUUUGGAAUUUGGUACCUUUUGCAGGAAACAUUGAUUGGUCUCAGGUCUCGUCUUUUGAUAGAGGCUGGAGCCUAGCUCUAAAGGCUAUCAAACGCAACUUCUCAGCUCAGGAAACAAUCACAAAAGCUAUAUGUGAUGCUAAAGAAUGGAAAGAAGCCCAACAUGUGCUACCACCGAAGAACAAAAAACCGCAAGCGUCACACUCGUCUAGAAUUGAAGUCAUCUGUCGAUCUGAUGCUGCGUGGAAGAAGGAAACCAAGGCUGCUGGUCUCGCGUGGACCUUCAGUGAUCGAAGUAAUGAGAGAUUUUACUCUCACACUGUUACAUGUGAGCUUGUGAUCUCGUCUCUUGUGGCGGAGGGACUAGCAAUGCCUUCGGCGAUGGAGCAAGCAAUUGAUCUCCAAUUGAAGAAGGUGAUGUCCGAAUCUGAUUCCCUCCAAUUGAUCUCCUCGAUUAAAGGCUCAUCAGACUUUGCAGAACUUCAUGGCAUCUUAUUGGAUAUCCACCUCCUUUCCUUUUAUUUUGAUGUAAUUGCUUUUCGUUUUAGCCAUCAAAACUUCCUAGCUUUCAAAGAUGGUUUAGCUAAACAAGCCCUAAGGGGCAUUGUACCGAACCCGGUUUAA
Molecule: messenger RNA, 1290 nt
Organism: Raphanus sativus (radish)
Lineage: Eukaryota; Viridiplantae; Streptophyta; Magnoliopsida; Brassicales; Brassicaceae
Exons: 3
Coding region: 1-1290 (429 amino acids)
Molecular function (GO): nucleic acid binding; RNA-DNA hybrid ribonuclease activity
Source: RefSeq, a predicted model, not a curated record